UUGAAUUCAAGGGAGGUAACCAAUUGUUUCAUAGUAAAUCAACAGGUCUGAUCGGUCACUAAAAAGAAACGCACUGGCACAAGCGACUCGCGUGGUCGGCUAAGACGAAACGACCCGCCGCAGUCCUGUCUUUCGGGGUGGAUUUUUCUCGACGGCAAAAGGAGUUAAACUUUGGGGGUUUGCCCGCUGGUUGUCUCUCUUUGGAUUCCUCGUUCGAGAAACCCGCUUUCUGUCGCAGUGGGUUGCGAGAUCGUGUGUUUUUCGUGUGAAAAGGAGUAGGGAUUUCGUUGACACGAGGGGGUAUGCAUCGACUGCCUCUGGAUCGACAUCGCCCGCUGUCUCGUCCUAAUUCCGCACUUCACGCACCUGGCUUUUCGACUUUGGAAAGAAGAAAUCCCGAGUAAAUGUGCGUCUUUUAUCAGAGACGCAAAUACCCACAUCUGCACAUUCGCAUCGCAGACGGGCUCUUUGCAAGCUCAGUUUCCUCCCUCUUGUUGAUUGGAAUCCUGUGCUCCGCACGACACGCUCAGCAGCUAUCGGUUCCAGUCGUCGGUUUGCUUAUUGGCUUUAAGCGGUCGUAACUGACUGGACAACAAGUGAAGACGAUCUGCCUUAUAUCCAGAUCGCAGAAUCAAGGGUCGCGCUGGAGUUCGACCAUGUACGCGCCGUGUCCCGGGAAGGUCACCAGUCGGUAAACCCCGCGGACAGAAUUUUCCGUUGAACCAGAUUCUGGAAAGGACAGGAUCUCCAGAGGCGCAUCGUCAGUACUCUUGAGAAUUUGCCCGUAGAGCAAAGCAGCUGGAGCACGUUCGGUUUUGUGUUGUCCUCGUGGCUAAGCUUGACAACCCAAGGGGAAGGCCUGUCCUGGGCCUUUUUAAAAGCCUUGUUUUCCCGUGUUGUCCCGCGCUGAUUCACUCAGUAUUUUGUUUUCAACCAUGGAGAAGCACUGCAGUGCUUGUUCUGCCGAGUGUGUGUAUACUCCAACGUCUCCACGGGGAGACGGCGAGUCGCCGACCCGACAUCGCAGUCGCCAGUCUUUUUUUCCGUUCACUCUUUGGUGCCGGCGACCCUGGUUUUUCCUCGAGUUGUGUCCUUCGCAAAAUCACGCACAAGAGAGACGGGUGUCCCGCGGGAAAAUGGGGAGUCGCAGAGUCCGCGCGUUUUCCUCGUGGGCAUCCACAGCCGUAACCAUUGCAGUUCUUGCCGCAGUUUCGCUUAUUUCUUUUCUUCCGUCUCCGCAUUCCGAGCCCGCUUGCUCUGAAUCUUCACCUGCCUGCCCGCCGUAUGUCGCACCGUCUAGUUUCGCGCCGUGGCUCUUUGCAGACGCAGUGUUAGAUCUGCCGUCUGCUGGCCAUGAAGACCGUCCGCUGUUCGGUCUCAGAGGGGACCCCCAAGAAGCGCCGAACACAGCUCUUCUGUUCGCUCCUCGUCGAUUAGGCGCUACAGAAGACUCGGAGAAGCAGGCAAAAAGCGUUUCAGACCUCGCUAAUCCUCUGGACGUCGUCGGCGUCCUCGCCAUCGGGAUCGCGAGCAUCAUUGCUGUCGCAGCGGGUGCAGGAGGCGGCGCUAUCUACGUCCCUAUCAUGAUUCUUGUAAUGGGCUUCACUGUGUACGAAGCCACAGCGACGAGCCAGGCUCUCAUGUUUGGCGGGUCCCUUGCGGGCACCUCUCUUAAUCUCUUUCGCCGCCAUCCGUAUGCGGAUCGGCCAGCCAUUGACCUUGACCUGGUUUUGCUCAUGGGCCCGAUGCAAAUUGCAGGGGCGACUUUUGGCUUGGUAAUCAACAGGUGCUGGCCGGUGUAUCUGAUCAUGGCGUUGUUGGUGGUUCUUCUUUUCGCGACGGCGUACAAGACUUUCCGGCAAAUGAUGCGGCUGAAGCACGAAGGUGCGGCGGCGCGGAAACAGCUAGAGCAGCGCAGCGGGAGUCUGUGCGAGGCUUUGGAGGAAGAGGAGCAGGAGGAAGAGCGAGCAAGGCGUAGCAGGGUCGCUGGUGAUAACGUGAAGUCUGGCUCAGACCCACGAGGCCCCUGCCUAAGUGCCGAUGCAGAGCCGGCGGCGACCGCCGAUAAUGAAACGCUGGAAGGGAGAGGCGUAGAAAAGCCGGGAGCAGCGAAACGUGACCUCGAGUUGGUGACUGUGACGCAGAGCGAAACCGAAAACAGCGACGGGGAUGCUGAAAGACUCAAGGCGAAGCGAGAAAUCAACUCACACGCCGCGAACGCGGACCCUAAAUCAAGUGAAGAAGAGAAAGGAUCAGGUUUUGCCGAUUCCUCUCCAGGUGCCGUGCGACUCCCUUUCCCUCAAUCGCUGCGCUAUGCCCUUCGUGGCCACAGUCCUAUCAAAUGGUUCGCCAUGUUCGUCGUCUACGCAAUCAACUUGGCGUUCACCAUCAUCAAGGGUGGUCCUCGGACACGAUGGGAGAUUGUCUCGUACUGCGGAUCUGCCUACUGGGGCGUGUACGUCCUUGGCGCGGCCUUCCUGAUGAGUUGCUCGUACGCAGCGGCGAUGUGGCUCUGGAGAAACAACGAAAAAGAACGGGGGAAAAUUGAGGUCGAGGGGACAACCAGAGCACAACCCAAGAAGGGGGAGCUUGAGUACUCUUUUGCGCAUGUCCACAGUCUCAUGGGCAUUUCGUUGGUCGCCGGCAUGAUGGCUGGCAUCAUCGGGAUUGGAGGGGGCCUGAUUUUGGGUCCGUUCCUUCUUGUCAAGGGUGUGCCGCCGGCUGUCACGACAUCGGUCAAUACAACUAUGAUUCUCUUCACCAGCUCUUCCGCUGCCGCCAUCAGCGUUGCCUCAGGAAAUGCACCGUGGGACUACUGUCUUCUUCUCUUCGGUGUCUGCUUCCUGACCACCCUCAUUGGCAAGGCUUUGGUCGACAAAUUCGUGAAGCGGUAUCACGCAGACUAUAUCCUCGUUCUGCUCCUUCUCGUCAUCAUGCUUGGCUCUGUGGUCUGCACAGUCGUCUCGGGAAUUUUAACGAUCAAGAAGGGCGACCCGAGGGAUAUGAGCUUUAAGUCUCCUUGUUACUGAAGGAGCCAGCGAUCGACAUCCAAGCCGUUGCUGAAACGCGGUUUGGGGACCAACAACGGCACAUUCUUGCUGUGUCUCGGGGGCUUCCCCGUUUCCAGGUUCACACCGAUAUGCACAUGAAUGCGUAGAUGGCUGGGUUCUCUUCGGUGGACGACCAUCUGUAAAUGCAUGUGUACUGUUUUGUGCAUGUACUUGCACGGGUUAACAUUCGUCUGCCGCAUCAAUCUAAAGAUUCAGAUGUGCGUGCCUGUGUAGAGUCGGUGCAUGUGUAAGUUUUGUAAAUUUAAUAUACACAAGUAUGCAUCGAUUCGGGGCGUGGUGCUGUCCAUAAUUUUUGGCGAACAAACCCAGUGCGUCUUUCUUUUUUCGAUUCUUCGGCUUUCUCUCCGACCUCUUAGUGCGUUGGCUGCCUUAGUGGGGCGGUUGGCGCCUUGAGAGGGUUGUCUUCUCACCCAGGAACGGUCGCUAUUGCGAAUAUGACAGAAACGAGUGUUCUUGUCAGCCCCAUUUUGAUUUAAACGAAUUAUCGUCGCAUUCUACGUGACAUGUGGCAAUAUAUAAUGUUAUGCGUUCGUUUCUGCUAUUGCGGUGUGCGGAUGUCGUUACGUUGUCGUUUCGUGUGUCUCUGAGGUGCGACCCCUCGUUUUGUCGUUGCUUAGGGAUGAUCAAAGGCCACUGAAGCGGUCAGCUUUUUUUUGUGGAUGCGCAGACGAUUUUUUGGGGGCUACGCUGGCUGCUGUUAUGUCAUUCGUGUCAGUGAUUCCUGUUUCCUAUUUUUGUGAAUCUCUACGGAUGACAACAACACGAGGAACAGACACUGAUGUUUGCAGUUCAGUUCAUGCGUAAAAUUUUAUGUUUCGCUGCGGCGGUUGCUGUUGUUUCUGACGCGUAAAUGGGAUUUUCCAGUGAUUGCCAAUAAAGAAAACAGUCGGAGCGUAUUGUGGGAAAUGCGCUGCAUAUGGAGCGAGGAGCAAUGCCAAAGCUUCGGGCAGUCUCAAUCGUGCGUCAGCUGUUUUCGCCAAAAGAUCGAAAAGCAAAAUGAUGCUCAGGGAGACAUGAUGCUCACGGGGAACGAAACGACGUGGUUUCGGUCCUCGGUCGGCUUGCCUGGUGUGUGCACCAAGACUUUAUUGUUUGUGUAGUUACGCGUCGGCCAAGCAGUGCAGCCGUCAUUGCAUCUGCAUGAUGAAGUGUUGUGCAGGCAAGUUUAGGGAGUCGCGAAGGAUAUCGCUUUGAACGGAGAGGAGGAUUGUGUAUAGUCCGUAUGGUGAUAUUUGUCGCUCUCAGCUUUCGAGAUAUGCCGCGCUAGCCGAUUUUUCCUCGUCAGCGAAGCACACACACACACAGUCAGGAACGGGUGACCACCAUGGCAAACAGGUGGUCCUUGAACUACCUUCAGAUAAACAUCAUUUCACAUGGCGGCAGAGUAGUUUGGAUUCGGGACGUCCUGCGAUUGAUUUAUUCACUGAGGACGUUCCUCGUGGAUGAUGUUGGAGGCACAAAAACAGCUGUCCAGUGUGUCUGCGCGAUACCACUCUGUUGUUUCUUUGUUCCCCUUUUACUGGUCUCCUUCUUUUGUGUCGCGGUGUGUAUGUUGUCUUAUCGUUUUUACACUGCAUGGGAUGGAGAACGUUUCCUCCAUUGCCAAUACGAUAAUAGAACAACUCAAAAGGCUGCGCUACAUGCCAAUUGCAUAUGUGAGGAAUCAGUCCUUAAUUCAGAUGAUAGUGCCA
Messenger RNA from Toxoplasma gondii ME49, 4762 nucleotides. RefSeq lists its product as hypothetical. The coding region runs from base 936 to 3029 and encodes 697 amino acids. Gene Ontology annotation, biological process: protein ubiquitination. The record is from RefSeq and is a predicted model, not a curated record. The transcript has 9 exons. Gene Ontology annotation, cellular component: membrane; Cul4A-RING E3 ubiquitin ligase complex. Lineage: Eukaryota; Apicomplexa; Conoidasida; Eucoccidiorida; Sarcocystidae.